UACAUUUGAUUUAGUCUUGGAUUCAAUUCCACGCUCGAUUUAAGUAACAACAGUGAAACAUCAAACAAUCAGCGACAUCUGUUCAAUGAAGAUGAAUGGGAAAAAAUUAAAAAUGACUACGACGCCAAAGUCAAAUUCGAGGAUAUCCCUGAGAGCAUAAUGACGGAGCUGAAAGAGAUUGAACAUCUUGCUGAAGGCAGUCUUACAAAAGCCUAUCAAGAAUGUUUGAUGAAGCAAGCAAAAUAUGCCUUUACUAAAGAAGAGACAUAUUUUAAAAUAUACGCUCAUGUUACUUCUGUCAUGAAACUUCACCCUGAAUAUUUGGAGGCCUAACCUCAACAUACAACUGAAGCAAACACUUGUAUACAAAUCUGGAGCCCUAUUAUAGACUCCAUUUUCGAGCACCCAACCCUAAAAAUUAUGUGGGGUGAUUCUGUUAAUGGCCAAUCUUCGAUAGCAAAGAAGGCAAAUCAAGAAUCAAAAAAAAAGUGCAUUGGGGACAAGAUCGACUUCCGCGUUUGUUGCAAAGACCGAAACAAGUUAGUUGAUUUGCUAAAUGGAGAAAUCGCCAGAGAUCAGACUAAUAGCAAAAAAUAUUUCGAUGAUCAUGCCAAAUUGUGCAGAGAGAGUAAAAUAAUUUCUGAUCAAUUUUACUCCUCCCCACACAUCAAAAAUAAAGAAAAAAAGGCACUCAAAGUUCGUGGUAUACAACUUUGUGGUAUCGAAGGAGAAAUAACAGAGACACGUUUGGUCGAAGAGGGCCUAUAUACCUUUUCUGUACUAGGUUCCUUACGUCUUCCAACUUCCGAAGACCAUUUAUAUCGUCUUAGGACGUUGAUAAAACGUCUUUUUGAGAUAAAAAGGGGUUGUUUGGCAUUGGCCAGAACCUACAGAAAAAUGAAAGAAGCGAGGAAAGAUUUUGAAAAAAAACAUGGCUAAAAAUAGAAAUGCAAGGCGCUCACCAGAUAGCAACUCUGAUGUUGAAGACCACGAUACUAUAUUUAAAUCUGCCAAGUAUAUAGGCUGGGUCAGAGGCAGCUGGUUUCCAUCUAGUCGAAGCAACAGCCAAGUUUAUGAUGGCUCUUUACCUGCCUUUCUUCUGUCCCCCCCUCCUCGUCUAGACAACUAAUCGUCUUUUUCUACCGC
Cokeromyces recurvatus is the source of this 1146-nucleotide messenger RNA. RefSeq lists its product as uncharacterized. The transcript has a single exon. The coding region runs from base 421 to 939 and encodes 172 amino acids. NCBI's taxonomy places the organism in Eukaryota, Fungi, Mucoromycota, Mucoromycetes, Mucorales, Mucoraceae. The record is from RefSeq and is a predicted model, not a curated record.